AACCUAAGAUUUUUUCUUCCAUGGAUUAUUACAGUGACUUUAUUUGAGAAUAAAAUCUGUCUGCUGUUGCUCAUUUUUCAAAUUUGGCCCAAAGUCUAUGUACACACAAAUCCUUUUAAUGUCGAUGUUUUACACUCUUUCCUUGUGGAUAACUUGCAAAGAUUGUGAAAACGGACUGUGAACAACUUUCGUAUAUUUAUGUAGCCCUCCAAUUAUUGCAAAAGAUUCAGAAAAAAAUUCAUUUCAGACAUGAGACAUGUCAACUAGUACAUUAUUUAAACAUUUUAAACAAGUUUCUUGCAAAACUAAGACUAUGUGAACAAGAAAGAAGACUGUAGAUAAGCUUAUAAAAAGGUAUACAGAGUUCAUUGUUUCAUAAGCUGGUGUUUAGAUAUCAUGGGUUACAACCAAAAUCAACAAAUGCUGGCUCUAUGCAUAACAUUAACAAUAAUGUUUCUUGGUGUGAGAUCAGAUUUGAAUCAGGACAUAAAAGGGUGUCAAGAUUCCAUGUCUGAUCUCUACUCUUGUCUUCCUUUUGUCACUAACAAAGCUAAAGCUCCAGACUCAACAUGUUGCACCACACUCAAAGAAAAACUAGACAAAGGACAGACCAAGAGAUGUCUCUGCACUCUUGUCAAAGACAGGGAUGAUCCUGGUUUAGGGUUCAAGGUUGAUGCCAACCGUGCAAUGAGCCUCCCUUCCGCUUGUCAUGUCCCUGCAAAUAUUACACAAUGCCCAGAGCUUCUACAUUUGCCUCCAGAUUCAGCAGCCGCUAAGAUUUUUAAGCAAUUCACUGAAUCCUCCUCUCAGAAUGUUGGACACAAAGCUGUAUCCACAAGUUCAAGCGUUAAAGGAAGAGAUAAGAAGCAAUUUGGACUAAUGAUGGCUGGAGCUUUCUCAGUAUGGUACUUAAUGUAAACCUUUGUUAUGAAAGUUAAUAAAUACAACCAAAACCGCUAUAAGAUCCAUAUCUAUCAGUUGUGGAUGUACCAUGGCUUGUUAAAUAAAACAUAUUGAAAGACAGCAUCUGAUUAAUCUAUUAUGUGAUUGUAUGUCAUAUAACUGAAACGUUAUGGAGCCA
Molecule: messenger RNA, 1081 nt
Organism: Brassica rapa (field mustard)
Lineage: Eukaryota; Viridiplantae; Streptophyta; Magnoliopsida; Brassicales; Brassicaceae
Product: protein YLS3
Source: RefSeq, a predicted model, not a curated record